Pipistrellus nathusii (Nathusius's pipistrelle) is the source of this 942-nucleotide messenger RNA. The record is from the annotation of a GenBank genome assembly. Lineage: Eukaryota; Metazoa; Chordata; Mammalia; Chiroptera; Vespertilionidae.
AUGGCUGAGGCGUCGCCGCAGCCCGGACGGUACUUCUGCCACUGCUGCUCGGUCGAGAUCGUACCGCGUCUGCCGGAUUACAUCUGCCCACGAUGUGAGUCUGGUUUCAUCGAGGAGCUGCCAGAAGAGACCAGGAGUACAGAGAACGGUUCCGCUCCCUCUACAGCCCCCACAGACCAAAGCAGGCAGCCAUUUGAGAACGUGGACCAACACCUCUUCACGCUGCCGCAGGGCUACGGGCAGUUUGCUUUCGGCAUCUUUGAUGACAGCUUUGAGAUCCCCACGUUCCCCCCAGGGGCGCUGGCCGACAAUGGCAGAGACCCCGAGAGCCGGCGGGAGAGAGAGCAGCAGUCCCGGCACCGGUAUGGCGCCCGGCAGCCACGAGCCCGCCUCACUGCGAGGAGGGCCACCGGCCGGCAUGAAGGCGUCCCCACGUUAGAAGGGAUCAUCCAGCAGUUGGUCAAUGGCAUCAUCACUCCAGCCACCAUCCCCAAUCUGGGCCUGGGCCCCUGGGGUGUCCUGCACUCAAACCCGAUGGACUAUGCCUGGGGAGCCAACGGGCUGGAUGCGAUCAUCACGCAGCUCCUCAAUCAGUUUGAAAACACAGGCCCCCCACCCGCAGACAAAGAGAAAAUCCAGGCCCUCCCCACCGUCACUGUCACCGAGGAACACGUAGGCUCUGGGCUGGAGUGCCCUGUAUGCAAAGACGACUACGAGCUGGGUGAGCGUGUGCGGCAGCUGCCCUGCAACCACCUCUUCCAUGAUGGCUGCAUUGUGCCCUGGCUGGAGCAGCACGACAGCUGCCCUGUCUGCCGAAAAAGCCUCACAGGACAGAACACGGCCACCAACCCCCCAGGCCUGACCGCGGUGAGCUUCUCCUCCUCCUCCUCGUCGUCCUCCUCCAGCUCGCCCAGCAAUGAGAACCCAGCAAGCAACUCCUGA